This is a messenger RNA of Mesoplodon densirostris (Blainville's beaked whale), 634 nucleotides long. It is a transcript of the gene ARL14, whose product is annotated as ADP ribosylation factor like GTPase 14. Gene Ontology annotation, molecular function: GTPase activity; GTP binding. Gene Ontology annotation, biological process: vesicle-mediated transport; intracellular protein transport. Gene Ontology annotation, cellular component: cytoplasm. The transcript has a single exon. Lineage: Eukaryota; Metazoa; Chordata; Mammalia; Artiodactyla; Ziphiidae. The record is from RefSeq and is a predicted model, not a curated record. Bases 56 to 634 code for a protein of 192 amino acids.
ACUGGCUCCAGCCAAAAGAAAAGGUCUUCAAAGAAAAGGAAAAGAAAAGCCUAAAAUGGGUCUAUUGAAUUCUAAAAACCCCAAAGCCAAGCAAGCCCAAAUUCUUCUUCUGGGACUUGACGCUGCUGGGAAGUCUACUCUCCUUUACAAAUUAAAGCUUGCUAAGGAUAUUGUGACCAUCCCAACAGUAGGUUUCAACGUGGAGAUGAUUGAGUUGGAAAAGGGUGUUCCACUUACGGUCUGGGAUGUUGGAGGACAGGAAAAAAUGAGAACUGUGUGGGACCUCUACUGUGAGAACACCGAUGGGCUGGUAUAUGUUGUGGACAGUACAGAUACACAGCGACUGGAAGACUCCAGGCGAGAGUUUGAGCGGAUUUUGAAGAAUGAGCACAUUAAAAAUGUGCCUGUUAUCCUGUUAGCCAACAAACAAGACGUGCCUGGUGCUCUGAGUGCCGAGGACAUCACCAGAAUGUUCAAAGUGAAGCAACUCUGCAGUGACCGGAACUGGUACGUGCAGCCCUGCUGUGCUGUCACCGGGGAUGGGCUGAUGGAGGGGUUCCGGAAGUUAACUGGAUUUGUGAAAAGCCAUAUGAAAUCAAGAGGACACAUAUUAGCAUUCUUCAAGCAGAAUUGA